Messenger RNA from Phymastichus coffea, 4078 nucleotides. RefSeq lists its product as uncharacterized. The transcript is spliced from 5 exons. The record is from RefSeq and is a predicted model, not a curated record. NCBI's taxonomy places the organism in Eukaryota, Metazoa, Arthropoda, Insecta, Hymenoptera, Eulophidae. The coding region runs from base 1090 to 2493 and encodes 467 amino acids.
GGCUGCGGUAAAAAGCAGCUAGGCUCGAUUGGCAGCCACGCGCGCUACGCUGUGAAAUCUCGGUCCCACCAGGCGCCCCCUCCAAUCGCGGCCUGUUCCAAACCACGGUCCGCUGGUCUGGCUGUCCGGUCUGCGCCGCGACGGACAGACCAAGAGCGCGCGGUGCAACGAUUUACGUAAGUUUCGCGCGCGGCGCUAUAAUUAGCCGGUGAGGCCAGCGCGAGAGCUACGCGACGAACGCUGCCCGGCCGCAGUCGCGAGUCUCGACGCCGCGACGCCGAUGACGACGACGACGACAUCGACGCGGCGGCCAUGGGGCCGUCGAACGCUGUAAAUCGGCCAGGGCACGGCGGUUCGCUGUCGCGAUAAGGCGCCGAUCGCUCGACCCCGGAUUGCACGCGCGCGCCGAGCUUGCGAGUCGCGAUUGCGAGAUCCGGCGCGCUUGGCCGCGUGACCUUGAGCCGCGCGUGCACACACAGAGGGGGCGCCUAUAGAGCGCGACUCGGGUGGGUGUAGCGCGUGCUCGCUCUCUCUCUCUCUCUCUCGCUCUCUCCACGCUCGCGGGAGCUUUGACUGUGCAGUGCCACCUGCGCGCGCGGUCAGUGCGAGGCCGACGCUCGCCCCGACGAGUCGAUUCGCGCAGCUCGCGCGCAGCCGAAACAGCAGCGAGAGCGAGGGAGCACGGCUGGCGGAUCGAUCGCGAGCUCGCGCAGCGCUGGGUCCGCGGGCGCGCAAGGCCGAGGCGGCCAGCGAAGCAGCGCCGUAGGUAUAGCGUGGGUGUGCGUGCGUGUGCGUGUGCCGAGCGCCCGGCCGCCCGCCCGCGCGUGCCUGGCGCGCGAGCGCGCGCGGCGCCGCGGCGCUCCCCGGCGAUGGGCCCGAGCGCGCGCCACCACUGGCGCCGGAUCGGCAGCAGCGUGCCGGCGCGGCUGCGCGCCGGCGGAGGCGCCCCCCGCGGCUGAGCGCCGCCGCGGACCAGCCGGAGCAGGUCCAGCGCGCCCAGGGAUGGCGCAGAGGCGCGUGUCGCGAGCGCGCUAGGCGCCGCGUGUGGAUCUGUGUGCGCGCGCGAGCGACGCCGGCGCAGCGCCAAUCAUGAAUCUUAUGUUCCGUAAGAACUUCGAGAAGAGCAGCGGCGGGGGCGGCGGGGGCGGCGGGGCCGUCGGCGGCGGCGGGAUCGGCGGCGGCCUGCUCGAGGGCGCCAGCUACUCGGCCGCGGCGGCCAGGUCGUCGGCGGCCGGCGCGCGGCGCGGCCGCGGCGACUUCGCCACGCUGGCCGGCGCGGGCGGCGGUGGUUACUACCCGUCCACGAGCAUGGAGCACGAGCACGGCGGCGGCGGCUUUGGCCCAGCCUACCGCACUCACCUGUUGUUCGCGCCCGCGCACGCAGGUGCGAAUGCCAACGACGGCGACUUUGGCGAGCGCUUCGGCGCCGCCAGCAGCAGGCGCACCUCCUCGGGGCCGCACCUCAUCAAGUGGGGCGGCCAGGGCGGCCAGGGCGGCCAGCCCCCUCAGCCCGCCCAGCGGCGCAAGCAGAGCGGCCUCGCCAAGGACCUCGGCUGCCUGCCCGAGCUGCCGCCCACUCCUACUGCUGCCUCCAGACAGGUGUCUUUCCAUGGCAAUAGGCAAGGCCUGCUGGUUCAGGGCAACAGUCCCGCGCGCAGCGAGCCCAUCACACUGGCGACCCUCGACCGGGACUGCUUCAUCAUACCUCUGGCCUCGCUCGAGCGAUUCCUGCCAGCCGGCGUCCCGAGCGUGCCGGCGGCGAACAAGAAGCGGCCCGGCAGUCCACUCUCGGUACUGGAGGUGGAGGACCCCAAGCAGUGCAUCCUGGCGCACUUCAUGACGCAGCUGGAGCCGCUGGAGCCGCUGGUCGAGUCGCCGGUGUCGCGGCCGCUGGUGCUGCAACGCGACACCGCCGCCGAGCUGCUGUCCGAGCUGGCGCCGUCCGCCUCGCAGAGCAUCCUGCUCACCAACAUGGAGCGCAACGCGGACUUCCCGUUUAUCGCCUACUACGUGGUGAACAAGCAGAAGACCGACCCGAUCGACUUCUACCAGGAGGUGCAGUGCGCGGCGCUCAAGAAGUUCGACCCGCGCGAGCUGCGCUACACGGCCAACCACAACCUGGACCUGUUCAACGAGGUGGCCACGAUCGCGAGGCCGCCGCUCGAGCCCACCGGAGGUCGACCACCGAUUCCGUCCACCGGAUAUAUCGUCUCUAUUUUUAAGGUCUUCGAGGGCGACGACGGACUCAAGUUCGAGCAGAACUGGUUGUACUGGACCGGUGCUCGCAUGAUGUACCGUUACCUGCCCAAAUCCGUGGGUCUUCGGCGCAUAACACUGCACAAGUCUAUGUCGCACGGCGACAAAACGUACCUACUUAUUUGCGAAUGCUCUCAGCUGCAGGAGAACCUCUCGGCAGCGGCGAUCCUCUUACCUGCCUUGAGGGCACGACUUUGCGGCUACGUUGGACUGUACAGGCCGUCAGUCUGUUAUUAAUUCAUGUAACAAUUCUCUCACUCUCGGCGUGUCUCGGACUGCACGACAAGCAAACGAAAAGAACGAUAUAUAAUUUUCUCAAUAUUUUUCUCAAUCACCUCGUCGAAAUAAAAAAAAAUCGAUUUCUUAUGCGACAACGCGUGUACAUAUAUGCGGAUUUUUACAGAUUGCGUCAACGUUAACAUAUCACAAACUAAGUGAGAAAAACUGUGAUAUUAUCGAGACAAUGGCGCAUAUAUUCAGAUACGCACGUUUAACCGUAUAUACGAUGAGAAGUGUGCAUAAGCCUCACUCUCUCAACGACGAUCAACCGGAUUUAUCGAUAAUAAUGCAUUGCCGAUUCAUCCAAAACCUACGCACGCAUACGCGUGGCGUUACAACAUGAUGUGUACAUACCUCAAACAAAUGGUUACCGCCAUCCUCGGAGACAGACAAACAGAGUGUCGCAGAGAUUCUAGACCAAAUUCAGAUAUGAUUGAUAACACGCCUACAUAGAGACCCUGCAAACGAUCGACACCGCCCAGCAGAAUAACAUAUACACGAUGAGCUCUAAUUCAUUUUCAAAUAUCAGCAAUUUAAUGUUAACGUACUUAUAUAUUAUUGUAUAGAACCUUUUGUCAGGGAACACGAGCGACACCCAAGUGUCAAUACGCGUGCACGUUCCGUGCGUGUAACGUUGCUGCUCUUUUAUUUUCAGAGAUUUCAAAUCAAAUCGACUUUACUCGCUUGUACAUACAUUAAGUACGUAUAGGUGAAUCUAUAAUCGCGGAGAGUUUUAAUGUUUUAACAAAAAGUAUUAUGUAUGUAUUAUAUAUCAAAAGAAGAGGCGGACAGUUUCCGAGUGUAAUUAGAUUUUUAAAUACGUAAAUAGAUCGAGUUGGCCUUCGUAGUACAAACAAGUCUCAAAUUACAUAGAUAUAUACGUACACUUAAACGCAGACACGGACAAUAUAGUCACUUGUAUAAUAUUUUUGGCUGAUAAUUGCGCUGACGCAAUUAGAUUCUAUCUUUCAUCUUCAUUCCACAUUGCUACGUUCAUUCAGCAUUCAUUUAUAUUUUAUUUGUAGAUAAAAUAAAAGCGAGUCUUUCGCUCGCGAGAUAUCUGCAAUUGUUUACUGUGAUCAAUGCGCGCGCUGCGUUUAAUAAAUAACGACGGCGGCAAAACCAACAAAAAAAUAAUAUAAAAAUCUAUUAAAAUCAACUGUGAUUGCAUACUAUAUAAAAUAAAAUAAAUAUACAACAAAGGAAUAUCAGGCAAAAGAACCAAUUAAGAUGAUUGUUUCCUAUGUAUGGCUAUAAUGAAUUUGAAUUCUUCACAGAGAACAAAAAAAGUAAAUAAAAAAAACAAAUAAACCAAAUUGUAUUCAUUAUCGACUACAAAUUUGCACUUCUUUGUCAAUGCAAUUUUUUCUUUGUUACAGUCAACUGGAAAAAUAAUAAAUAAACGUUUUUGCAGCACAGUUGUAUAUAUUUACAUUGGCAAACAUAUUUGCUUUAUAGGUAACUAAACUUAUCACAGAACUACACUUUAUUAAUUAUGUACAAUAGAAAACAAAAGUAAGAAUAAAUUAUACUUCUUAAAUCA